AUGGCCACUACCGUCGUCCGCGGCUUUCAAACUCCGAGUGGCUCGGGAGACGAAGAGUCCGAGUAUGGCGGCGGCACGCCUCGAUUGAUCGCUGCCGACAAGUCCUCGCCUCCUAUCUUACGGGGUCGACGCUCUCGAAAUCCGGUCAUUGAUGAUGUGGUCAGCGUGAACUGCAGCCCCGUCUUACGCCCUGCGCCACAGUCCCCUGCCGUCAGCGGAAUUUCCCUCCUGCGAUCGCAGAUCGAUUCGCUGCACCUCGACAGUACGAGCUCCUCCCGCGCGAGUUCAGUCACGCGCUGUAACAGCCUCUCUCCCCUGGCUCGUCCUGUUCGGGCUCGUGGCGCGCUGAAUGGAGUCGGCACCCGUCCACAGAGCAGCUACGGCAGCGAGGGUAGUGGCGAUGAGGGCGCCUCGGACGUUUCGACGCGUUAUGAGAUUACUUUGGACAACGACUUUGUCAGUGCGAGCGCCCCGGGCCUUGGCGCCGCUCUGGGAGAGGACGUCUUCGAGGACGAGAUGGAGGGGGUGCCUGCCAACCCGCCUCGCAAGAUGACAACCGAAGAUUUCGAGCCCCUUCGAUGCCUGGGCAAGGGCACUUACGGAACCGUCAUCCUGGUCAAGCAACGCACUACUGGCCGGCUGUACGCCCAGAAGCAGUUCAAGAAAGCGUCGCUGGUCGUGCACAAGAAGCUCAUCGAGCAGACCAAGAACGAGCGCCACAUCCUCGAGUCCGUCAACCGGCACCCUUUCGUGGUCAAGCUCUACUACGCCUUCCAGGACAAGGAGAAGCUGUACCUCAUUCUCGAGUACGGCCAGGGUGGCGAGCUAUUUCACCAUCUCAAGGCCGAGCGCAUGUUCUCCGAGACGCGGGCGGCCUUCUAUCUAGCAGAGAUGGUCCUCGCUCUUUCACACCUGCACGACGACCUGGGCGUCGUCUACCGCGAUCUGAAGCCCGAGAACAUCCUCCUGGAUGCCGAAGGCCACGUGCUCCUCACAGACUUUGGACUGUCCAAGGUCGCCGCCGACGACGCCACGUGCAGCUCAAUCCUGGGCACGGUGGAGUACAUGGCUCCAGAAGUCAUCAAGGGCGAGAAGUACGGCAAGGCGGUGGACUGGUGGUCGCUGGGCGCACUUGCUUACGACAUGAUGGUGGGAGACGCUCCUUUCCGUGGUGGGAACCACCACAAGGUGCAGCAGAACAUUCUCAAGCAGAAGUUGGCUCUGCCCUACUUCCUCAGUAAUGACGCCAAGGACCUCGUCACACGCCUGCUGAAGAAGGACCCCAAGAAGCGCCUGGGAAGCCACAUGCCCAAGGAUCUAGCAAUCAUCAAGGGCCACCGCUUUUUCAGGCAUAUCGACUGGAAGAAGCUCGCCGCGCGCGAGGUCGAGCCGCCUAUCCAGCCCAUGAUCACUGAUCCCGAACUGGCCGAGAACUUCUCGGAGGAGUUCACGGGGCUCAGCCUGAGCCCACGCAACUCGUUCGCAGAGCCAUUCAGCCCUGCGAGCGCGCGUAUGGAUGACAAUCCUUUUGGUGGCUUCAGCUUUGUGGCGAGCCACAGCCUGUUGAACUCGAACGGUUUCGCAUUUGCGCAGGGUGCGUAA
Cryphonectria parasitica EP155 is the source of this 1602-nucleotide messenger RNA. RefSeq names its product Pkinase-domain-containing protein. Gene Ontology annotation, biological process: protein phosphorylation. The coding region runs from base 1 to 1602 and encodes 533 amino acids. Gene Ontology annotation, molecular function: ATP binding; protein serine/threonine kinase activity. The record is from RefSeq and is a predicted model, not a curated record. The transcript has a single exon. Lineage: Eukaryota; Fungi; Ascomycota; Sordariomycetes; Diaporthales; Cryphonectriaceae.